UAAGGGGGGCUUUAGUUAGCCAGAUAACUUAAGCCUAACGUGCUGUCCAAUAGAAGCCUAUGUCUGGGUCAUUUCUACUGACCAAUCCCCAGUUUUGACCAAGGUUAUCCGGCUUAGUGAGACAUCCUGCUUUAUGAAUUAUUCCCAGUGGUUUGAGAUCCUGUGUCAGUGUCCCACACAGAUGCUACUGUCUCUUUAAGACAGCCUCACCGUGCGCCUGAUGAAUUCAGUGUAACGCGAGGCGUUGAGGGAACCUAUUUUCCGCUGGUAGAGGUGGAUGCGCUGCUCUAGUACUGGAAUAGAACAAAAAAAAUAAAAACAGUGCAACAUAGACGGAUUUACCGCAAAAUAACCGGGCUAGACAGAGAUGGUCUGUCAUCUGAAGAUGCUUUCUUAGCUUGGAGGUAUUUUCACCACUCUCCCUUUUAUGUUAACGCUUUAAAUCGACACAAAGACAGACGUGUUGGCUGAUUUCCCCCCUCAAAGCGGAUCGUGGAGGGACAGCUGAAAGGCAUCGCACAACUCAACGGGAUGUCGUCGGAAAAACACGCUCUAGAGGAGGCAGCUGGUAGGCAGGCCAUGUCGCAGCAGAUGACCCAAAUGGCUCCUCCGCCCUACCUUCCCUCACAGGACCCAAACAUGCCUCCGCAUCCUCCCCCACCUGGCUGCGCCCCCCAACCGAAUUACCCCGCUCCUCCUCCGCCCCCCGGCUCAGAGGGCUACCUGCAGGAGACCCAGUUCCACUGCGGGACGCUCGGGCCUCAGGGGACGGCAAACGGCUACACAAUACAAACACACGGGGCUGGAGGAACUGUCCCUCAUCCCCCGGUGGGCUACCUGCACCCCGGAUACCCUCUACAGCUCCAGCCCUGCACGGCCUACGUCCCAGUCUAUCCUAUUGGAACAGGGGGCCAGCCUUACCUGCCUAAUGGUGCACCCCAUCCAGGUGUGGCCCCAGGGCAGAUGGCCAUGCAGAUGCCUCCUGGCAUAGCUCUGAUGGAACCGCGCCGGCCCCCUCAUGAUUACCUGCCCAUCGCCGUCCUGACCACCGUCUGCUGCUUCUGGCCCACCGGCAUCAUCGCCAUCAUCAAAGCUGUGCAGGUGCGUACUGCGGUCGCCCGUGGCGACAUGGUGACGGCGGAGAUAGCGUCUCGCGAGGCGCGUAACUUUUCUUUCAUCAGUCUGGCGGUGGGCAUCGCUUCCAUCGUCCUCUGCACCAUCCUCACCGUCGUCGUCAUCAUCGCCUCUCAGCACCAUGAUGACGACUGGGAGCCCUAAAGCCCCAGAACCAUCCGCCUGCUGACCGCAACACAGACUCCUGGCUGCUGCACUCACGCGGUACAGCCAGCGUUCUGCUCUUAGUGUCCAGACACCCCCUGCACUGACCUGUCGGCCCAGACCACAACACCAGAAAACCCCUCACUAUUGGAAUCCAGGCUAAAAACACUGUUUACUGUAUUUUAGUCUGCAGAAAUAGAUUCUCCACAGUCUCAGAUCAGGGCCAAAGUAGGGAAAACAGCCCUGACGAUACAUGUGCACGUCCAUAUAUGAACAAAACUCACACACAAACACAUUUUCUCCUUUAAAAACGUCAUUAAUUCUUAAGUUUACGGUCUAUUAGUGUUUUAAUCCUCACUAAUUUGACAGUAUUCCAAAAGCUGUGCAGAAACAUCGCACCGGUUUUGAUUCUGAAGUGCUUUCACUGUACCUAACCGUUUUUACAUAUUAUUGAUUAUGUGCUGAUUGUCUUUGUCAGUGUUCAGUACAUUCCAUCUAUUUAUUUAUUGUUUUGUGCCAUCUAUCCAUUUAGGUUUAACAGUGUUAUAUAACAGAAAUGAACAGGUUAAACUGCCAAAUAUCCACACCAGUGAGGUGAUCUUUGGUAGUUCUCUUGUAUCGUUUUAUGUAAACAGUGUUAAAUUCAGAG
Molecule: messenger RNA, 1927 nt
Organism: Colossoma macropomum (tambaqui)
Lineage: Eukaryota; Metazoa; Chordata; Actinopteri; Characiformes; Serrasalmidae
Gene: prrt1
Product: proline-rich transmembrane protein 1
Exons: 4
Coding region: 532-1278 (248 amino acids)
Cellular component (GO): membrane
Source: RefSeq, a predicted model, not a curated record